CUUUUUUCCCAAGAACAAAUCUCAGCCACACGAUCAAAAUCUCGAUGGCUAUAUAACCCAAAAGCCUCACCAAACUCUCUCACUCACUAGCUAACUAUUUUCACAUUCGAGCUUGCUUUCUCUCUCUCGUCAUCUCCAAUCUCUGAAAUGGCUGACAAGAAGAUUAAGAUCGGAAUCAACGGUUUCGGAAGAAUCGGGCGUUUGGUGGCGAGAGUGAUCCUUCAGAGGAACGAUGUUGAGCUCGUCGCUGUUAAUGAUCCCUUCAUCACCACCGAGUACAUGACGUACAUGUUUAAGUACGACAGUGUUCACGGGCAGUGGAAGCACAAUGAACUCAAGUUGAAGGAUGAGAAGACCCUUCUCUUUGGUGAGAAGCCAGUCACUGUUUUUGGCAUCAGGAACCCUGAGGAUAUCCCAUGGGGUGAGGCUGGAGCUGACUUUGUUGUUGAGUCUACUGGUGUCUUCACUGACAAGGACAAAGCUGCUGCUCACUUGAAGGGUGGGGCCAAGAAGGUUGUUAUCUCUGCCCCAAGCAAAGACGCUCCCAUGUUUGUUGUUGGUGUCAACGAGCACGAGUACAAGUCCGACCUUGACAUUGUCUCCAACGCUAGCUGCACCACUAACUGCCUUGCUCCCCUUGCCAAGGUUAUCAACGACAGGUUUGGAAUUGUUGAGGGUCUUAUGACCACCGUCCACUCUAUCACUGCUACUCAGAAGACAGUUGAUGGUCCAUCAAUGAAGGACUGGAGAGGUGGAAGAGCCGCUUCCUUCAACAUCAUCCCCAGCAGCACCGGAGCUGCCAAGGCUGUCGGAAAAGUGCUUCCACAGCUCAACGGAAAGUUGACCGGAAUGUCCUUCCGUGUUCCCACCGUUGAUGUCUCAGUUGUUGACCUCACGGUUAGACUCGAGAAAGCCGCAACCUACGACGAUAUCAAGAAGGCUAUCAAGGAGGAAUCUGAGGGAAAGCUAAAGGGAAUCCUUGGUUACACAGAGGAUGAUGUUGUCUCAACUGACUUCGUUGGUGAUAGCAGGUCGAGCAUUUUUGACGCAAAGGCUGGAAUCGCAUUGAGUGACAACUUCGUGAAACUUGUGUCGUGGUACGACAACGAAUGGGGUUACAGUACCCGUGUGGUCGACUUGAUCAUCCACAUGUCCAAAGCCUAAACACUAGAGUGAUGUUUGAGGAAGCAAAAGCCACAACCAAGUUAUGUAUUUCCUGAUCUGGAACAUCUUUUAUGCUAUGCAAUAUGUUUCUCCGAUUACAUGAUCAUAUAAAUUUGUUUUUGUCUUGUGUGAAACAAGAGCAGAUAAAUCUUUAAAUAUGAACAUGUUUUUUUUUUAGAAUUGAAUAUGAACAUGUUACCAACGCCUUAUUCCUUUUUUUAGUUCUUACAGCACGUGAUGGUGGACCGAAAUAUUUACAUUAUUUGCAGUGUGGAAUAAUCAACAGAUUUUAGUGAUACAGCAAUUGGUUUUGCACAUAAAGAAAGCAUUCAUGAUGUAUUUGUGUUUAUUUUUAAGAAGACGUCUUAAAGUGGACUUUAAUCAAAUAUGCCAAGAGAAAAUAGAAAGUGAUCUUCCAAGAGAUUUAAGGGUGUAAGGUUCAGUUUUGUGAAGUGAUUUAUGAAAUUAAUUCCAAGGAUCGUGCGGAAGCUUAACAAGAAGAGGAACCACGGCCUUCUCUCAACGCCCAUAUCCAAGAUAUUCAACUCAUGCUCUAGAAGAUAGGAGAUCACAAGGUAGCCUUCAAGCUAGAGAGGGGAAUAGAGUGACAGACAAAAUUGCAAAAGAAUAUCUCUUUUGAGAAUAAUGCCCCUAUAUUGUAUUUUGUUGCCAAGUUGGUUAAAUGUCUUAGUGGAGAUGAUAGUGUGUAAAACUAUUCGGUUAAUAAAAAAGUAGGAAAGUUGAGCCAAAUAAAAGAAAGGGAUUAGUGUUAGUUUUGAUGAUAGUUAUGCCAAGUUGAAACAAUACUUUUGUUUUGGUGUAUUCUUCGCAUCUUUUUUUUUUCAAGUAAGCAAGUCAUGCAUAUGACAAACUACCAUCAGUUUAACAGUUUAGUAAGAAAAUAAUCUUGCAAAUUAAAUAAUUUAAUUUAUCUACCUAUAUCACAGUUACAGUAUUGUGAUGUUACAUCAUUUUAAAAGUGGUGAUAUGUGAAACAAAUGAAACCCAUAGAAAAUAAAUAUUUGUUACAGCAUAUUGUAAAUCAAUGCAUUUCAAAAUUUAAAUUAACUUUAAAAGUGACUUAAAUUACUGAUUGUAGAGAAGGCUUACAUACAAGAAAAGAGCAAAAAUACAAAAGUUAGUUUUUCAUGCUCAAAAAUAAAAAUUAGUUUUCUAUAAGCUGAUCAAGUCAUCUAAAAAUAUAUUAAUUUCAUCAUAAUUAAAUAUGAACAACAUAAAUAUUUCACACCAAAAGCUAUACUUUUAUAGCAAAAGGCAAAAACAUGUCAUGAAAUUAUCAUCCAAACUUCUUCCCUUCCCCUAAGACUUUUUCAUAAGCUAAGAAAACGAAAAAACGUUGACAACAUGAAUGAAAAGUUUAUGCACGACAAAAAACAGAACUUUUUUGCUUGGAUGGGAAAAUAUGAUUUCAUGUAUAUGACGUAAAAUUAAUAUUGUGGUUUUAGUGAGAAAAUCUAAUUUUGCAGUUUUAUCGGAACAAUCCGAUUUUGCGGAUUUAACUGAAUAAUCAGAUUUUGCGGUUUUAGCAGAAAAAUCCAAGAUAUUGUGGGUUUUGCAGGAAAACGCAAUUUUCAUUUUUAGCGAAAAAAUUCAAUUUUACGAUUUUAGCGAAAAUCAGUUUUGCGGUUUUGGCGAAAAAAUUCAGUUUCAAAGUUUUCACAGAAAAUUAUAUUUCCAGUUUUGGCUGUAAAUUUGCUUUUUGUGGUGGAAAAAAAUGAUUUCAUAGUUUUGAUGGGAAAAAAAAUGAUUUUCUCGGUUUUGGUAAAAAUAUUCGAUUUUGCGGUUUUGACGGAAAAAUUAAAUUUUCUGUUUUAGUGGGCAGGAAAUUUUGUGUUUACGGUUUUGGCAGGAAGAUUCAAUUUCACGGCUUUUGCGGAAGUUUUAAUUUUGUGAUUUUGGUGGGAAAUUUUGCUCUUGCGGUUUUGACGAGAAAAAGUCAAUUUUGUGAUUUUGGCGGUAAAUUUCAAUUUUGUGGUUUUGGCGGUAAAUUUAAAUUUUUUUCGAUUUUAUUGAGAAAACGCAAUUUGCAGUUUUAGAGGGUAAAUCUGAUUUGUUGUUUUAGAGGGAAAUCCGAUUUGCGGUUUAGAGGGAAAUUUCAAUUUUACGGGUUUGCCAAAAAAAAUGACUUUGAGGUUUAAAAAAAACAAACUAAAACCUCAUUUUCCAUUAUCAUUUAUCAAUCUUUAAAUAUUUUUAUAAUAUUUUUUCAAAUAAUUUUUCUUCCAAAUAGUCUUACAUUAAAAAUAAAUAUUAAAAGCAGAAGAUCAUAUAUCAUUUUAAAUUGGUCAAAACAAGUUAAAUGAGUCACUGUAAAAUUUGAGGGUCUAAAUGAAAACUUCUAAUAGAUCUAUUUUAGAAUUAAUCUAACGGUAUAGUUUUUGAUUGUGGUGAAUCUUAAAUAGGGUGAGUUUUCUCAUUUUAACAUUCCUAUACUCCGAUGUAAAGAACAUUACCAUUUCAUUAUUUUGGUUUGACAUUAGAAGUUCGGUGGUUCAUAUAAAUCUAACACCAUCUUAUGUUAUUAAAGGUUUCGGAUAUUAGUAAAUUAAUAAAAUGUAGCAAUCAAUAAUGUGAGUUUAUUAUAGUAUAUAUAUAUAUUCAGAUACCAAUUAUAAAGUAAAUUAAAUUUAAUUAAAAUAUAUAGAAAAUAACUCGGGCGUAGCCCGGAAAAAUCUCUAGUAUAUAUAAUAUUAUACUCAGGAUACUAACAUAUAGUUUGCGUGAACAAUAAUGAAACAUUAAUACGUUACAAAACUAGAGAUCAGAAAAAGAGAGAGAGAGAGAGAUCAAACAUAUGAUCUCAAGUUGUAGCAUAUUUAUCGGCUAAUAAACUGUUCUUUGAGGUGGUUGAUAAAAAGGUUGUUACUUGGACUUAGUCUCUGCUGGGCGGGGGGUUUUAAAUCUGAUCCGUCUUAGGUUAUUAAAGAUCAACACAAAUACAAGCAUAAAACAUUUAAGUAUCCAGACAAGAAAAGAAGGGUCGCAUGUUGUCAAAAAAAAAAAAAAAAGAAGG
Messenger RNA from Brassica rapa (field mustard), 4198 nucleotides. RefSeq names its product glyceraldehyde-3-phosphate dehydrogenase, cytosolic. Lineage: Eukaryota; Viridiplantae; Streptophyta; Magnoliopsida; Brassicales; Brassicaceae. Gene Ontology annotation, cellular component: cytosol. Gene Ontology annotation, molecular function: NADP binding; NAD binding; glyceraldehyde-3-phosphate dehydrogenase (NAD+) (phosphorylating) activity. Gene Ontology annotation, biological process: glycolytic process; glucose metabolic process. The record is from RefSeq and is a predicted model, not a curated record.